Manis javanica (Malayan pangolin) is the source of this 3712-nucleotide messenger RNA. It is a transcript of the gene MEFV, whose product is annotated as MEFV innate immunity regulator, pyrin. NCBI's taxonomy places the organism in Eukaryota, Metazoa, Chordata, Mammalia, Pholidota, Manidae. The record is from RefSeq and is a predicted model, not a curated record. Gene Ontology annotation, molecular function: zinc ion binding; protein binding.
AUGACAGUAUGCGACGGGGGCGGGGGUGGGAUGGGGUGAGGGUGGUUAUCACCAAAUACCGUAAAAUGCAAACAGCCGGUGAGUCCAGGUAAAAAACAUAUAAGCGUACUAUGCUCUCCUCUUUUCUGUAGGUUUGAAAUUUUUCAAAAAGUUGGGGAUAAAAACCAGGGUAUGCAGAAAGACAGAGGCAGUUAACUGAGGAAGCAGUCAGCUCACCCCCCCCACACACACCUUCCAACUUCUAUUAGCCUCCAAGCCACUUCUGGGGCCCCCACACUGGGCGGUGAGCUCCAAAGGACACCUAUGCCUUUUUCAUCCUUGUUCGUCCACCCUCCUGGCAUGUGUCCAGAACAUGUUCCAUAAGUGUGCACAGGCCGGCACCCUCCCUCUGGGAUGUGCUCCCAGGAAGCCAGGGCAGAAUCAGCUCUGGGAACAAACAGAUCAGAAUGGUGCUGCCAGGCAGGACAUUGUGAGGCCUUCAUGUUGCUGGAAGUACCAGACACCUGGAGGUGCGUCAACAGGGGCCACACCGGGGCGUGUCUCCCGCAGUCCCCUUCUGGCCUCACCUGCCCUCUUGGCAGGGAAGGACAAAACCGGCAGGGCUGUAUUUGCUGUGCCCCACUCCCCAGCCAUUGGCUCUGGAGGGUCAAUAAAACCCCAAGAGUCUAGAGGAGAAAAGCGGGGCGGACCCUCAUGGUCCUCCCCAGCGUGGGACAGGGGCUCUGUUCCCACCCGUGCCCCCUUAUACCCUGGGAGGAGAGAGGGAAGCAUCUGCAGGCCUGCCCAAGGAUUGAGUCUGGAAUCCAACUCCAGCCCCUCCCGCACAGUCCCACUGCUCUGCAGCCCAGCUUGCGGAGCGGAUGGCUGGGGCCCUGGAGGGCCCCGUGUCAGGCAAGGCCUGUGCCCUCCUAGCUGGAAAAGCCACUGCAUCUGUCAGGAGGGCACGCCAGCCAGCAAUGACACACACAUGCACAGCCUCCGUUCCCACCAAAGCACAGAGCGUUUCCUGUGCCUUUUCCGUUAUUUCACAACCUGCGCCUUUUUACUCACCCUCUGGGCUCCAGGAUACAGAACUUUUUCUCCUCCCAGAAGCCAGACAUCUGGCUCUGGCCUCUCCUCGUCAACACCAUGGCCAAGACCCCUAGUGACCACCUGUUGUACUCCCUGGAGGAAUUGGUGCCCUACGACUUUGAGAAGUUCAAGUUCAAGCUACAGAACACCAGCCUGGAGAAGGAGCACUCCCGGAUCCCCCGGGGCCAGAUCCAGACGGCCAGGCCAGUGAAGCUGGCCACCCUGAUGGUUACCCACUACGGGGAGGGGUAUGCUGUGCGGCUGACCCUGCAGGUCCUGAGGGCCAUCAACCAGCACCUCCUGGCAGAGGAGCUCCACAGGGCCGUCAGCCCAGAAUAUCCGACACAAGAAAGUGGCGCGAACGGAUCAGCAACGUCUUGUACCUCUGGGGAGAAUAAGCCCGAGAGCAUGAGGAUACCAGACGGCCUGGACGGUGACAGGCGGGGGCAAAGCGGUGAUGGGGCAACCAGCCUGCCAGCCAGCCAGCUGGAGGCCGCAAGAGGGCCCCAGAAGAAGCCUCCAGGCAAACGGAGAGACCCUAGGGCCGUGGAGGGCCUGACUGCGCAGGGCAAGCCAGGGGCCAGGCCGGGGACUCUGUGCUCCCGGAGGAGCGCUGUCCCCAGCAAGCUGCAUGGGGACAGGGCGAGCGAUCCGGAGGUCAGGCUGCGCAGGAACGCCAGCUCUGCAGGAAGGCUCCAAGGACUCUCCAGUGGGUUGUUAACUGGGUCUCUGGGGAGAGGAAAGUCCAAGAUAUCUGAAGUAUAUUUACCUUCAGGAAAGAGGCGACCCAAAAGCCUUGAGUUUACCGUUUCUGCAGGAGAGAGAGACCCCCCCAAUCCAGAAACUCUUCUGCCUCAAGAAAAAACAGGAAGAGGGAAUCCAGACUCAGUAGCCACUGCCAGCAUAGAGGCCACUGUGGCUCCAGAGAAAGGCUCCAGAGAUCCAGAACAUUCCGUCAUCAGGAACACACUUUCCAAUGUAUCCUUGGCUGAAGAGAAGACCUGGGAGCAUCCAGAAUCCACACCUUUGAAGAAAAAUGGAAUUGAGAAUUCAGAGUCCUCUGAGACCUUGGGAGAGGUGGUAGGCAGUACGCUCCAUGCUUCAAAUCCAGAAGCCCCUCCAUCUUCAGAUAAGAAAGGACCACAGAAUAGAGCCCUGGCAUCCUUAGGGAGGCCACAGGACGAGGCUGCGGGUCCUCUUCUUCAUGCCCAAGACGGAGGCCCUGCUGGUGGCUCAUGUGUGCAUGAUUCCUGCAGCUGCUCCAUUCCUUCUAAGGAUCCCAAGGCCUCAGGCAGACAUUCCACCAGCUGCCCCAGGUGCCAGGCCUCUCUCCCAGGGAAGAGCUCUGGAGGCCGUGAGUGGCAAGAGGGCCUGCAGAUGGCCAGCCUGGGCCCCAAGCCCCUGCCACAGUGUGAGCGGCACAUGAAGCAGGUCCAGUUGCUCUUCUGUGAGGACCACGGGGAGCCCAUCUGCCUCAUCUGCAGGCUGAGCCAGGAGCACCGGGGCCACCGAGUGCGCCCCAUCGAGGAGGCUGCCCUGGAAUACAAGGAACAAAUUCAGAAGCAGCUAGAGCAUCUGAAGGAGUUGAGAAGAUCUGGGGAGGAGCAGAGGUCUCAGGGGGAUAAGAAGACAGCAAACUCUUCGAAACAAACUGAAACCCAGAGGCAGAGAGGCUGGGACCAGUUGGAACAGUUGUGCUGGUUGCUGGAGCAGCAAGAACAGCAUUUUGUGGCCUGGAUGGAAGAGCUGGGCCAAACCAUUGGUGAGAUCAGGGAGACGUACGGCACCCGAGUGUCCCGGAACAUCACCCAUCUCGAUGAACUGAUUGGGGAACUGGAGGCCAAGCAGUGCCAGCCAGAGUGGGAGCUUAUGCAGGACAUCGGAGUCACCUUGCACAGGGCCAAGAUGGUUACAGUCCCCGAGCCAUGGGCCACCCCUCCAGAGCUGAAGGAAAAGAUCCACCUGCUCUACCAGAAGUCAGAGUUUGUGGAGAAGAGAAUGAAGUGCUUCUUGGAAACCCUGCGUUCAGAAAUGGAGACCUUCCAUGUUUCAGAACUGACUGGCGCACAGGCACAUGCUGUGAAUGUGAUUCUGGAUGCAGAAACUGCCCACCCCAACCUCAUCUUCUCCGAUGACCUGAAGAGUGUGAGACUUGGAAACAAGUGGGAUUGUCUGCCUGACAACCCAGAAAGAUUUGAUAGCUGCAUCAUUGCCCUGGGCUCUCCAAGCUUCCUCUCUGGCCACCAUUACUGGGAAGUGGAGGUGGGAGACAAGACAGCGUGGGUCCUGGGCAUCUGCAAGGCGUCCACAAGCAAGAAAGGGAGCAUGACUCUGUCACCAGACAGGGGCUACUGGGUGGUGAUGAUGAUGAGGCAACACAAGUACCAGGUGUCCACCAUUCCCCCAACCCACCUGCAGAUAAGGAAGCCCCUCAGACGCGUGGGCAUCUUCUUGGACUACAAGGCUGGAGACAUUUCCUUUUACAACGUGACAACCAAAUCCCCCAUCUACACAUUCACUGGCUUCUCUUUCUCUGGGCCUCUUAAACCUGUCUUCAGUCCUGGGACACAUGACAAAGGGAAGAACAUGAAACCUCUGAUCAUCUGUCCCGUGGGCGGCCAGGGGCAUCACUGAAUGCCCA